AAGAGAAUAUCUCCUGGCACAAAGAAGGACCAUAAACAAGAUGAGCAGCUGGCAUGGCGACAACCCUUUUGACUAUCUCCCUCCUCAGAGUCAGAGAUAUUGGCAGAGAAAUGAUUUGGGAAGCUUUAUCCAGGGCCCACCUAGUUCGUAUGCCCGAAACAGAAUGCAAACUGGUUUUCGUCAAUCUCAUCUUCUAGAAGAACCGAUGGACCGAUACAACAGGAACCGGAUGCAACCUGGGUUCCCUCACUCUCGUCCGCUAGAAGAGCCUACUGAUCAGUACAACAGGAGCAGAGUGCAACCUGGAUUUCCUCAAUCUUCUCCUCCAGAAGAGCCUGCUGAUCUGUACAACAGGAGCAGAGUUCUACAUGGGUUUCCUCACUCACGCUUGUCAGAAGAGGCUACUGAUUGGUACAACAGGAAUAGAAUACAACCAGGAUUUCUAUCUUCAGAAGAGCCUCCACCUCCAUCCUUCCAGAGCAGCCAGAAUCCUGGCUUUCAGCGUUCCAGGUUGCCGUCUAAUUCAAGGAGACUGAUAGGAGGAGCGCUUUUCGGAUUCACCACCGACACCACAUUGCCAACCCGAGUUACAGUUUACGAAGAAGUCGUGCGAGGAAAUGGUUUUGCAACUCAACCACAACCAGGCCGUUCUUCUAUUCCAAGGCACAUGCAGCACCAGCGCAACCGUCGUCAAUCCCCUGGAGACGAGUCCAAGUUAACCAUAGAUGAGCAGAACAAGGUGCUGUCCAAACUCAGGAAGGAGAAGUACAAUCCAGCCACCCCAAAGCAGAGGGAGGAGGAGGAGGAGGAGGAGGAGGGGAAGAGGUGUUCUGUUUGCCUGGAAGAUUUUGAGGCCAGGGAGGAGGUGACAGUCACCCCUUGCCGCCACAUGUUUCACGGCGAAUGCAUUGUCCCCUGGGUGACUAAGGAAGGGUCUUGCCCUGUUUGUCGGUCCGCGCUUCUUGAGAGGAAGAAGUCUAAUGUGGGCCCUCCGGCGGUUGAUCGGGAUUUGCUCGAGUUCGUGAGGGCACUUGCCUUAGACGAUGACGAUGAUGUUCCCUAUCAGAAUAUGAUACCUCUUUUCCUGCUGGGAAGAUGAUUGAAGCCUGGUGAUGAGAAGCUGAUCAUAAGAGUUUCACAGUUAAGAUUUAUGUUGUGUGAUACUAGUGAAAAAUAUAUGCUACUCUGCACGAGCUAAUAAUAAUAAGUGAAAUUUGUACUAAAUAGUACUAAAACAUGUGUUUUUCCCAAUGUAGUAUUUAAACUUUUUUAUUCCCUAAAUAGUACUUGAAUAAUGUCCAGUGGCGGGAAUAAUGUUUAGUGAUGGUG
Cuscuta campestris is the source of this 1329-nucleotide messenger RNA. The record is from the annotation of a GenBank genome assembly. Lineage: Eukaryota; Viridiplantae; Streptophyta; Magnoliopsida; Solanales; Convolvulaceae.